AUGACUCUAUUCUGGACUUUCAUUCUAAGUCUUUGUCUAUAUACAGGAUAUAUAUGUACAGAAGAAGACACAAAUGAUGAUGUUGCAAACAUUCACAGUUCACCAGAAUGUCAGUGUUCUGAAUGGGAAGCGUGGUCUGACUUCAGCGUAUGUUCAAAGCACUGUGGCCGUGGGAAGCAAGGGCGAAGCCGAACUCGUCAUUGUAAUCAAACCGUUGUGCUGACACCAGAAGGAGAAGUGUCCUGUACUCGGAACAUGACUCAAUAUCGAUUCUGUAACACUCAGGAUUGUGGAUGUGACAUAGUGUGUAGUCCGUGGAGUGAAUGGACUAAUGGGACAUGUUCUGUGUUUUGUGGGGGAGGAUCUUUCCCGCGGAUAAGAGACCGGAGGUGUCAGGGUAAUCAGGGAUGUCUUGAACAAGACCACCAACUAACGCCUUGUAAUUCACAGCCAUGUUCACAAUGUUCCUGCGAUCAGUGGUCCUCCUGGUCAGGCUAUGGUCUUUGCUCCGUCACAUGCGGGCAAGGUGUUCAAAUCAGAAACCGAAAACGAACCUGUAGGUCUCUUGCUAUUGGCCAAAACUGCACGUCUGCAACUAUCGAAACAGAUACGUCGCCCUGCAACUACGGGAUCUGCUGUGAUGAAAUAUGCUUGCAAUGGUCAGUUUGGCGAAACAAUUCUUGUUCUGUGACAUGUGGCGAUGGUACUCUAACUAGAUCAAGAACCAGAAUAUGCCCGUUGCAGUCUUGCGCUGAUCACGCAACGGAAGUGGAAAGUUGUAAUAGAGGGACCUGUCUUUCCACUUGUGAAGCGACUUGUAGCCCCUGGGGAAACGUCACAGCCUCGCCUUGUUCGGUAACGUGUGGAGGAGGUUCACGUGUCUACACAAGCAUACGUAACUGCACAUAUCCCGACUGCGUGAGUGAAAACGUUAUGGAAGAGAGCUGUAAUGUCCAUCCAUGUCCUAUUGCUUGUAAUAAGUCAUGCAGUGGCUGGAGUAAAUGGCAAGAUGGCGGAUGUUCUGCUUCCUGUGAUGACGGGGUGAUGAUCCGGAUGCGCACGAGGGAGUGCGACAUUGCUGGUUAUAACACAACAGACAAAAGAUCUGUUCCGUGUAGGAACAAAACAUGUACAGGUACUUGUGAUUUGCAAUGUAGCUCUUGGUCGGAAUGGCAGGAAGGAAACUGUUCCACGAGUUGUAAUGAAGGAGUAGUUGUCCGGGCUAGAUACCGAGCAUGUCCGGAAAAUGCUGCAGACUGCCGUCAAAAACAUGAAGUUGAAUCACCAUGUUACCUUAAAACGUGUCCUGACACUUGUAACGUCAACUGCAGUCAAUGGGGUGACUGGAAGUCAAGCCACUGUUCUACAAGCUGUGAUACCGGAAAUCUUAUUAAAAAGCGUUUCCGGAAAUGUCCGCUGAAAAUCAUGGAUUGUGUCCAUUCAGAAGAAGAGCCGUCCUCCUGUCAUUUACGAACAUGUCCAGUGACUUGUGAUCGCUUAUGUAGCCCAUGGGGGCAGUGGAUGGGCGUGGUCUGCUCGACCACGUGUGACGAUGGCGUUAUCACGCGCACCAGAGUUCGAACGUGUCGGUUCCAGAACAAAGACUGCGGAAUGUAUGAGAACUUGACCGCGCCUUGUAACAUGGGCACGUGUCCAGACACUUGUGAUAGCAACUGUACAGCAUGGAGCCCGUGGAUGAAGGUGGGGGCGUGUUCGCGAUCUUGUGGGUCCGGGCUCCAAACUCUCCAAAGAGUGCGGUCAUGUGGAAAGUCGGACUGUUCAGCACUCGAGUCGACCCAACAGCAUUGUAUGGAGGGAAUAUGUAUAGAUAAAAUAAAGGACAUCCGCCCUGUUUGUGAGUCUUCCGGAAUGUUCUACCCCCAUCCGACCGACUGUAGCAAGUUUUUCCAUUGUAUAUGGACAAUACCAGUGGAGCUGCAGUGUCCGUAUGGUACAGGCUGGGUCCAGGAGAGGGGAGUAUGUGAUUAUAAAUGGAGGAUACCGAAAUGUCUAUGA
Molecule: messenger RNA, 2016 nt
Organism: Ylistrum balloti
Lineage: Eukaryota; Metazoa; Mollusca; Bivalvia; Pectinida; Pectinidae
Product: A disintegrin and metalloproteinase with thrombospondin motifs adt-1-like
Exons: 12
Coding region: 1-2016 (671 amino acids)
Cellular component (GO): extracellular region
Molecular function (GO): chitin binding
Source: RefSeq, a predicted model, not a curated record